CUCUUGUUCUUUUCCUUCCUUCCUCCCCUUCCCCCUUACAGUCCAUGUAACUCUGGAUCCAGACACAGCUGAUCCUGACUUCCUUAAGAUCUCCGAAGAUAUAAAAAGCUUCAAAGGACUUAAGAGAUUUUUCCAUAAACGUCCUGUCCUUGGCUGUCAGAUGUUUUCAUCAGGGCGACAUUUCUGGGAUGUUAUUGUAGGCUGUACAAGAGGAUUCAGUGUAGGGGUUACCAGCAAGCCAGUGAACUUUAAAGAUGUUUAUGAGGAGACCCGGCAGUGGCGGAUUGUGGGAUGGGAAGGGAAAUACAUGGCCAGGUCUCCGUUAAAAAGUUUUGACCUGGUCCUCUCUGAGAGGCCCACGAGAAUUCGCAUCUCUCUCAACUGCGAAGGGGGACAAGUGAGCUUCUUUGAUGCCAGGACUGUAACUCUGCUCCGUACAUUCUCAGACGCUUCCUUGGUUGGAGAGACCCUCCUGCCCUAUUUCUACUUGGACAAGGGCCAUCUGCGUGACACUCCCCUAACAGGCUAG
Pseudonaja textilis is the source of this 529-nucleotide messenger RNA. Lineage: Eukaryota; Metazoa; Chordata; Lepidosauria; Squamata; Elapidae. The record is from RefSeq and is a predicted model, not a curated record.